Thalassophryne amazonica is the source of this 2487-nucleotide messenger RNA. It is a transcript of the gene lpcat1, whose product is annotated as lysophosphatidylcholine acyltransferase 1. Lineage: Eukaryota; Metazoa; Chordata; Actinopteri; Batrachoidiformes; Batrachoididae. The transcript is spliced from 14 exons. The record is from RefSeq and is a predicted model, not a curated record. The coding region runs from base 53 to 1552 and encodes 499 amino acids.
UUUUUUUUUUUUUUUUUUUGCCCUUUAGUUUAGAGGUUUUAUUUAGUCAGAGAUGAAGUCAAGUGGUCGCUCUUCUCCCGUUUACGGCAAACCUUUCGUUCACGAGCUCAAACUCACCGUGUCGGAUAAAAUUAAGAUGGCACUGAUGUCUGUCACAGUUUUCCCAGUGCGGCUGCUGCUCGUGUCCUUCCUCAUGCUGCUGGCGUGGCCCUUUGCCUUCACCGCCUCUCUGGGGCGUUCUGAGUUUGUUGUUGAACCACAGUCGUGGUGGAGGAGGUUGAUAGACGUGUGUCUUCGUGUGAUCAUGAGAGCCAUGUGGUUCUGUGGGGGUUUCCACUGGAUCAAGGUGAAAGGGGAGCGCGUGUCACCCUCUGAAGCAUCCAUCCUCACCAUGGCACCACACUCCUCGUACUUUGAUGCCAUCCCAGUCACCAUGACCAUGUGCUCCAUGGUGGCCAAACUGGAGAGCAAGAGCAUUCCGCUCUGGGGCACACUGAUCAGCUACAUCCGGCCUGUGUUUGUUUUCCGGUCUGACCCGGAUUCCAGAAGAAAAACAAUAGAGGAAAUCAAGCGGAGAGCCCAGUCUGGAGGGGCGUGGCCUCAGAUCAUGAUAUUCCCAGAGGGAACGUGCACCAACAGAUCAGGUCUCAUCUUGUUCAAGCCAGGCGCCUUCAUACCAGGACUUCCAGUACAGCCAGUAGUUCUCCGCUACACCAACAAACUGGACACUGUUACGUGGACGUGGCGAGGUCCUGGAGCAUUCACAGUCUUAUGGCUUACUCUCUGUCAGCCUCAUAAUUCUAUGGAGAUUGAAUACUUGCCCGUGUACACGCCGUCAGAGGAGGAGAAAGAAAACCCUGCGUUGUUUGCGAGUAACGUCAGAGAGCUCAUGGCAAAGGCGUUGGCAGUGCCACUCAUAGACCUGUCAUUUGAUGACUGUGAAAUCAGCCUGUCACAGGAUCCACUGGGAAUCUAUGACAAAAGCAGCCUGCUGGAGUUCAACCGGCUGGUGCACCGUCUGGGAAUGAGACCAGGGAUGACGAACGUGGUGCUUGAGGAGUUGGCCAGCAGAGCUAGAAAGUUGCAGGGAGACCGGCUGGAUUUAGAGAAUUUUGCACAGUUCCUCAACCUGCCAGUGACAGACGCACUUAAACAAGUUCACAGCCUCUUUGACCAGCAUGGAGGUGGACAUAUUGACAUCAGGCGGUAUGUCGUUGCUCUGUCUACCAUUUGUCGGCCAUCAAAGCAGAUGGAGACUCUCAAAUUGGCCUUCAAGAUGUAUGAGACUGAGGAGAAUGGAAAUGUCCCAGAAGAGGACUUGGGCACCAUCUUGGAGAUAAUGCUGGGAGUGGAAGAAGUGGAUCUUUCAGGCCUGUUUCUGUCCCUUGAUGAUGAUGACAACAGGGACAAGAUCACAUAUGAUGAACUUCAUCAUUUCAUAGAGCAGCAUCCGGACUUUAUGGGGUUCCUUCUUUUUAAGAACCAUCCCUGCGAAAACUGCAUCGGCAGGCCUCAGAGCUGGAGCAGCCAGAACCACAGCAAAAAUGACUGAAGGAUGGAAAUGUGCCAUUACGGCUCUGACUGUUUCCUUACGGUUGUCAUAAACCACCUAAAUGCUGCAGCUUAAUGAACACCAGGAAUUUCUGUGAACAGAAGACCUCCAGUGCUGCACAGAUAAUGGCAUGAGUAUCUCUGCUUUAGUUAUCAAGGGUAUUUUUUUUCUUUUUCACCUUCCUUUAUUAUUAGACUAGAUUAAAAGUGAAACUGGAUCAAUCUGUGGAUGUUUAAUUUAUUUUCCUUAUGCAUAAAUAUUAAUAUAAUUUAAACAAGUUUUUGAGUACUUUUAUUGACUGUUAAAAGUUGAACCCUUUGGUCUCAUGCACGUGCGUAUGGUGGACACUUACUUUCCCAUACACAGGGUUUAAUGAGGAAUGUACCAAUUUUUAAGAGGCUUUUGAGUAUUUGAAAACAAAUAAUUUUAGGUAAAAUAAUACCCUAUUCACGCGUGUCAUGACAGAGCAUCAGCUUAUCCCUUUUUUGAAGAAAGUUGGUUAAACGUCCACCUGAAGUUAAAUAAUUUCUAAAUUGGUUUAUUUAACGGACAUCUAAAAUAAAUUCCAUGAGCCCCAGCAUAUUGUUAAAAGCAAAAGAAUUUUGUGCAGGGCACCAAAACGCGUGAAUAUGGUAUUCCCUGAAGUCAAACUGACCAAUGAUGAUUUUUGAAGUUUGGGUGAUGUGACUCUACAGCUUUAACAAGCAAACGCCUCACUGGCUUCCACAUGCAGACUAAAAACAGCUUUCAAAAACAGAAUGUUGUUGAAAGGUUUGAUAGAUUCACAUUCUGCCUUCUAAAGACGUGUGUGUUAACAUUAAUUACUGGUCAAAUGUAUUUUUAGAAUUCCUCUUCUCUUUAAUUUGUUGUAUCAUGGCUGUUUUUGACUGUUAAAUUCACAGUGUCUAUGGGGUGAAGAAGGAGCUGAGCCAGAA